AUGAACCCAGCAGACACACCCGCGACUCCGAGGCUUCGGACCUCUGAUCUUCCUGACGACGAUGCACCUCCAGUGGCGGCUGCGUCGCGUGAAAUUACCCAAGAUACUCCACUCGCGUCAUUGACCCAAGCAGAGAUUGCCGCGUUGAAUGAACGCAUGCUCAACGAAACAAACUCUGCGUCGCGUGAUGUUCUAAUUGGCCCCAUUUCACCCAUCGCCCAACUACGGCACGCAUAUCUUGACGGAUCACCGAGUGUCCUUCGUCAAAUCGACUGGCUUGAAGAGAAAGGCUACACCCAUUAUCGAGCUGCUGCGAGAGACGGCAACUGCUUCUACAGAUCUUUCGCGUUCUGUUAUCUUGAUCGAAUACUGCAUGCACCAAACCUCUCAAGUGCCGUAGCCCGUUUUCGCGAUGUCCUCUCCUCGAUCGAGUUUUCUUUGGAACUUGCUUUCGAAGACGACAGCUACAAAGAAUUUUCUGAGCAACUCAACGACCUUAUCAAUCUCGUUGCGAUCCAAGGGUCUGAGAUGACCACGGAAGACCUUCUCGGCUUCUUUUUGGAGGUCACGGACUACGUGUCUUAUUUUUUCCGUUUGGUAGCUUCUGCCGAAAUUCGCAGCAACACGCCGCCAUACAGCGACUUCAUCAUCGACCAAGACGUUGUUAGCUUCUGCCAGUCGCAGAUCGAAGCCGUCAGCUCCGAGGCGGACCACCUCGCCAUAAUGGCGCUGUGCAACGCCCUCCGUGUCUCCAUCAAGCUCGCCGCACUCAACGCGCAUUUGCCUGACGGCAAAAUCCACGAGGCACAGAUUUUCACCGACAUCGCGCCAGAGAACGCGAUGGACAAGGACUUGCCCCCAAUUAUGCUCCUGUUUAGACCUGGACAUUAUGAUAUUUUGCUCAAACCACGUUAA
This is a messenger RNA of Mycena indigotica, 915 nucleotides long. Its product is annotated as OTU domain-containing protein. Gene Ontology annotation, cellular component: nucleus. Gene Ontology annotation, molecular function: ubiquitin binding; cysteine-type deubiquitinase activity. Gene Ontology annotation, biological process: protein K48-linked deubiquitination. The record is from RefSeq and is a predicted model, not a curated record. The coding region runs from base 1 to 915 and encodes 304 amino acids. NCBI's taxonomy places the organism in Eukaryota, Fungi, Basidiomycota, Agaricomycetes, Agaricales, Mycenaceae. The transcript has 9 exons.